GAUGGGAAGAAAUUAAUCAAGAAAAUAUUCAAUAUGAUAAUAUAAAUAAUAUAUAUUUCAUUCCUAGUGCAACAAUUAAUAAUAAAUAUUAUAUCGUUGAUUCAUCUAUUGGAACAUGCACUUGUUCUAUGGCACUUGGUGGAUCACCUUGUAAACAUCAAGCGGUAGUUGCUAUUAAAUAUCAUUCAGGUUCUUUUAAUUAUAUUGCGGCUCUUACUCUUGAAGAUUUUGGAAAUCAUAUGCAUUAA
Messenger RNA from Racocetra persica, 248 nucleotides. The record is from the annotation of a GenBank genome assembly. Lineage: Eukaryota; Fungi; Glomeromycota; Glomeromycetes; Diversisporales; Gigasporaceae.